CACGUAGCGGCAGUGAUUGCGAUGCUUCAUCAUGCUAAGCCUCAGCUUCUGGAGGUGAACAUGGAGACCUUCGCUCAGAAGGAGGCCCAGUGGGUGGAGUUCCUGGAGAAAGCGGGAAGUGCGGAGCUUGAUCUUACCAACUCUCUUGACUGUGAGCCUGGCUCCUUCUGUGACCGCCUGCUCCAGCAGCUGCCCAAGAGCAGUGUGACGCUGAGCGACUUCGGUGGGGAAGUGGGGCAAAGUGGGGCGGCCGCCCUUGCCGAGAUGGCUCGUCGCUCUCAACGCGAUAUCAAAUGGCUUAUGAACGGAAUGCCAACGGAGACAACUAUGUUCUCCUGUGAGUGUAGCCCAGCAAUCUCAGGGAAUGCUGGAGGUAUAGCUGCCUCUUUGCCUGAGGGAGUCAAGUUCUUAACAUGAAAACAAACACCAACAC
Messenger RNA from Hyalella azteca, 433 nucleotides. RefSeq lists its product as uncharacterized. The coding region runs from base 22 to 417 and encodes 131 amino acids. The record is from RefSeq and is a predicted model, not a curated record. NCBI's taxonomy places the organism in Eukaryota, Metazoa, Arthropoda, Malacostraca, Amphipoda, Hyalellidae. The transcript is spliced from 2 exons.